UGAGUAUCUCUAAUAAUCACCCUUUUCCCUUUUAUAGUUUACAUUGAAGUUUUCGUUCACGUCUUUGAAAAAGUCACGAAUGAAUAAAAAUGAAAAUCCCUCAAUUCAUGACAUGAUCACAUCACUAAUUGUUUUGAUUGAACUACGUAGCAGGUAAUUUGUCGUUUAUUUACAAAGAAUCAACAUUAUACGUGUAUAGGAAACCACUAAAACAACGAAUAACUUCAGAAACAACGAGUCAAUUGUGUAUUUUUCUUUCAAUUAAGAAUUUAACCUUGCUGGAAUAUUUUUCAUACGACAUAGCUGCGACUAAGCCUUUGGAUGUGCUGUGCUGUUCGUUGUGCUGCGCCAACGAGCUACCAGCACCAGCGAUGAGCAGCCAGAGUCAUAAAAUGGCUGGUCCUCUGUUGUCACCCGUAAAUAAACCAGGAAUCGAAGAAGUAGCGUUGACGGCACGUUUCAGUGAACAAAUGGCACAACUCUGCAUGUCUCACGACUAUUCCGACGUAACAUUCAUUGUAGAAAACGAAAAAUUACCAGCUCAUCGGGUAAUAUUGGCAGCUCGCAGUGAGUACUUCCGAGCCUUACUUUAUGGUGGAUUGUCGGAAACAAACCAAAAUGAAAUUCAUCUGGAGAUACCAUUGAAAGCUUUUAAGGCGUUAUUGAAAUAUAUAUACUCAGGAAAUAUGUCUUUGGCGCAAAUGAAGGAAGAGAAUAUUCUGGAUACUCUUGGCCUGGCAAAUCAAUAUGGAUUUACUGACUUAGAAAUUGCUAUCUCAGAUUACUUGCGUCAAGUCCUGUCCUUGAACAACGUUUGCGCGAUUUUGGAUGCGGCAAAGUUAUUUGGUUUAGAAGGACUCACCAACGUUUGUCAUUCUUUUUUGGAUCGUAACGCGGGAGAAAUUUUACAACAUGAGACGUUUAAAAACCUUUCACAGGACUCUAUCUGCAGUUUGUUGGCACGCAACUCAUUUUUCGCUCCAGAGGUUCAAAUAUUUCAAGCAGUAAAUGACUGGUGCAAAUGUAAUGGAGACGGAGUGAAUGCUGAAGAAGUUGUUUCAAAGGUGCGAUUCUCGCUUAUGUCGUUGGAGCAAUUACUACAUGUCGUACGACCGUCAGGUAUAUUGAAUCCGGAUCUUUUGUUAGAUGCGAUAGCUGAGAAAACAGCAACGAGCCAAUUACCGUAUCGAGGUGCCUUAUGGCCAGAGGAAAAUGUCGCUUGUAAGGAGUUCAAUUCACGCACUAUACAAGGCGAGUAUAGACCUGCAUUAUUAGACGGGGAUACUAACUCGUACGAUAUGGAUAAAGGAUAUACGCGGCAUUCAAUAAGUGAUACGCCUACCGCACAAGGAAUUAUUGUCGAACUGGGCAAAAUGUUCAUCAUCAAUCACAUAAAGAUACUGCUUUGGGAUCGAGACUCUCGAUCAUAUUCGUACUAUGUGGAUGUGUCCGUUGAUCAAGCCAACUGGGAUCGCGUAGUAGAUCAUGCAGAUUAUUACUGUCGAUCAUGGCAGUAUCUGUAUUUUCCAUCGCGUGCGGUGCGCUAUAUCAGAUUGAUUGGAACACACAACACUGUCAACAAGAUAUUCCAUGUGGUAGCUCUUGAGGCAAUGUUCACUGAAAAGACUACUCCAGUAAUAAAUGGAAUUUUAGCACCUAACUUCAACGUGGCUACAGUAGAACGGAGUGCAACCGUGGUAGAAGGUGUAAGCCGCACCCGAAAUGUGUUAUUGAACGGCGAUGUCAAAAACUAUGACUGGGAUUCCGGAUAUACUUGUCAUCAGCUUGGUAGCGGUGUAAUUCUGGUACAGCUUGGACAGCCUUAUUGGGUUGCUUCUUUGCGCUUACUGCUGUGGGAUUGUGAUGAUCGGUCAUACAGUUUUUAUAUUGAAACGUCUACUAAUUUGAAACAAUGGGACAUGGUCGUAGAUAAACGUAAUGAACUGCUCAAAUCUUGGCAGCACUUUACAUUUGACCCCAGGAUUGUGGUGUAUAUUAAAAUAGUUGGAACUCACAACACGGCAAAUGAGAUUUUCCACUGCGUUCAUUUCGAGUGUCCUUCACAAGAUCCUAAAUAUGUCAAGGAUGAAGUACGCGAUGGGAUGUUGCUUAUGGGUCUAACGGGAAACUCUCUGCAAUCGCCAUCAAAUAGCGGGUUAACAUUAUCAGCAUCCGUUAACUUGAACUCCGAUUCUUUAGAUCCGCAACCUUGUACAAGCCGAGAAAGCACAGUUUGUACUCGAGAAUUGGUAGACUAGAGGAACCUGUUUUACCUCCUUAUAAGCAAUUGCACUACGUAUAUUGACAAUGGAGAUCACAAAAAAUAUUCAUUUUCGCUGACUAAUACGUUCGGUUGCAUAUAAAACAACUUAUUUAUUUAUAAAAAAUAUCGAUUUUCAAAUCUGUAAUAAUCUAGAGACUUAUAAAUAGAAUAACAAUAUAAAUAAUGGGUAUUCAUUAACUCGAUUCUAAUAUACCGGAAUUCGGGACUACGAA
Molecule: messenger RNA, 2496 nt
Organism: Wyeomyia smithii (pitcher-plant mosquito)
Lineage: Eukaryota; Metazoa; Arthropoda; Insecta; Diptera; Culicidae
Gene: BTBD9
Product: BTB/POZ domain-containing protein 9
Exons: 4
Coding region: 372-2258 (628 amino acids)
Biological process (GO): modulation of chemical synaptic transmission; adult locomotory behavior; circadian behavior
Molecular function (GO): protein binding
Source: RefSeq, a predicted model, not a curated record